Molecule: messenger RNA, 717 nt
Organism: Toxoplasma gondii ME49
Lineage: Eukaryota; Apicomplexa; Conoidasida; Eucoccidiorida; Sarcocystidae
Exons: 2
Coding region: 1-717 (238 amino acids)
Source: RefSeq, a predicted model, not a curated record
AUGUCUACAAAUGCAUCUGCCUCGCCAGUGGAGGCGAGUGUAUCGUCGCUGCCAACAGGGCGCCCAACCGUGUGUGAAGCUGCAUGUAAUCGUGGAUCGUUGACGGGAGAAAACGUGGGGUCAGAUAAUCAAAACCACCGCCACAUCCUUUCAGUUUUGGUUGACGUUUUGAAAGGUCACGGGGAAGACAAAAUAUUGGCGAGUCGUGCGAGGGCAAUUGUAGUCGUUGGUGUAGUUUCAUUUCUGUUAGCGACAGCAUGUGCCUCAAUGUCCCUCGUGACAGCGUACAGGAAGGAACUGUACGCGUACGGUGCUUUGGAAUUCCUACUUGCUCUUCUAGUUCUUUUCUUCUCGUGCCAAGCUGGAAUAUACAAAGGUACCACGCAUUGCCUCCUCUUCGCUGCAUCAUCUCUGUGCAUGGCGUUCCUGCAAAUCGUCCUGAUAUCGUUCGGAGUUUUCACAGUAAUCACCCUCGAGGAGGAGCUGGAUCGCGUAGACGACACAAGCGCUGAUCCAGCAGAGCUGCUUAUGGAUAUUGCUCUCCGCAUUUUGCAGUGCUUCCUGUCCGCGGUUACACUGUUAUCCUACUCCGUCAGCACAUGCAUUGGGUUUCGUCUAAGAGAGUACCUCCUCCAACCUCCCAUUAUCGUUGUUGCGAGACAAGAAGACGCACAGAGCAUCCCUCAUCAAAGCGUUCGCCUCGAACCUCCAUUUUAG